AUGAUAAUGUUGUCGUACUAUAAUUGAAAUUGAUGAUGUUCAUAUCACCAUGAGAUGCCACCACCCACUUUCUCUCUCUCUCUCUAACCUUUCCCACCAACUCACAUCUAGAAGCUCUCUCUCUCUCUCUCUCUCUCUCUCUUGUAGAGUCAAAAGCUUUAUAUAUAAGGCCACACCAAGUACUCCAUGAAGGGCCGGCCUUGAUGCUCAAGCACCACCAAGGUUAGGCUUUGAUAUAUACAAGUACUAGUGUCAAUUGUAAACCACCCCACCCCCACUCCCACUCCCCCCAAAAAAAUAAAAAAAAUUAUAUAUAUAUAAGAAAUGAAACAUAAUAUAGUAUAAGGUUAGUAGUAGAAAUUAAGUAGGCGUGAAAAAGAAAAAGAAAGUAGUGGUGUUUGAUCGAGUGCGAUGGGAAGGUCUCCUUGCUGUGAGAAAGCUCACACAAACAAAGGGGCGUGGACUAAGGAAGAAGACGAUCGGCUGGUGGCCUACAUCCGCGCCCACGGCGAGGGAUGCUGGCGCUCGCUCCCUAAGGCCGCCGGGCUCCUCCGCUGCGGCAAGAGCUGCCGCCUCCGCUGGAUCAACUACCUCCGCCCCGAUCUCAAGAGAGGCAACUUCACCGAAGAAGAAGACGAACUCAUCAUCAAACUCCAUAGCCUUCUCGGCAACAAAUGGUCUCUUAUUGCUGGGAGAUUGCCGGGGCGGACGGACAACGAGAUCAAGAACUACUGGAACACGCACAUCAGAAGAAAGCUGGUGAGCCGAGGCAUUGAUCCCACUACGCAUCGCCCCAUCAAUGAGGCUGAGGCUCAGCCUGCCACAACCAUUUCUUUUAAUUCAUCAAACAAAUUAUUAGAAAAGGAAGAGAGGUGCAGCCCUAAGUGCCCCGAUUUGAAUCUUGACCUCAGAAUCAGCCCUCCCUAUCAACAAGAACCCUUCAAAACAGGUACUAGUAGUCGUAGUAGUACCUUGUGCUUCGCUUGUAGUCUCGGCAUCCAAAACAGCAAAGAUUGCAGCUGUACAAAUACCACUAAUUCUGGAUUCGAUUUUCUGGGAUUGAAAUCUGGCGUUUUGGAUUACAGAAGAUUGGAGAUGAAAUGAAGUUUAAUUUCUUCACUUAUGUGUAAUACUUCCAUUAUUUUUCUGAUUGUACAUGUAAUAGUCCAGUAUUUUUACAGACCAUUUAAGGCACAUUUUGCAGAGAUUUGGUUGAAUGUUCGGAAAUUAAUUCGUCUA
Molecule: messenger RNA, 1239 nt
Organism: Salvia miltiorrhiza (redroot sage)
Lineage: Eukaryota; Viridiplantae; Streptophyta; Magnoliopsida; Lamiales; Lamiaceae
Product: MYB-like transcription factor 4
Exons: 2
Coding region: 412-1104 (230 amino acids)
Source: RefSeq, a predicted model, not a curated record